GCUCUCAGCAGAAUCCAAUGCGAAUCUUCCGCCGCUUACCCACUCACGAGGUUUCGGAACAGGAAGCAAGAAGCGCGAGACCAGCGGAAAGAAAUGCAAGACCUACCCUGACGAUCAAGACUGGCCAGCACAAGCCGCAUGGGAUCGAUUCAGCAUGCAGCUCGGCGGCGGUGGCGCGCUUAUCAAAACAGUACCGGAGGCUGCUGUUUGCUAUACGGAGAAUGGGACUGUCGUAUCAUAUUCUUCGGCUUGCCAAACGUUGACAGAUGGAUGGGGGAACUCUACGCUUCGCAAUCACAUAACAGCAUUGAAAACCCGACUUCUAUCCGCUCCAUACUCUUCCAAGGGAUGACGUGCAUGCCGCCCAGUCUUCACGGAUCAUUUUUGAACGUGUCCAAAGGUCCUUCUUGCACUGUGGGCGGAUACCCAGCCUACGUAGUCAACGUGUCCAGUGUUGCGCAGAUUCAGCGGGCUGUCAACUUUGCACGCGAAAACAACCUGCGCCUUGUUAUCAAGAAUACUGGGCACGAUUUUGGAGCGAAAUCUGUAGGGGGCGGGGCGCUCAGUAUAUGGACGCAUUACCUCAAGGACAUGAAGUUUUAUGCCAAUUACUCAACGCCGUCAUACCGGGGUCCUGCUGUCAAGCUAGGAGCGGGCGUCCAGGUCGGGGAGGCUUACCAAUUUGCAAAACAAAAUGACAUCACCUUAGUUGGGGGUGAAGGAAAGACCGUAGGACACAUUGGAGGAUAUAUACAAGGUGGGGGCCACUCACCUCUGACUUCCGUUCUCGGAAUGGGAGCAGACCAUAUUCUCUCCAUGGAGAUUGUCACCGCAGAUGGAAAAUUCAUCACCGCGGAUGCCGAAACCAACCCUGACCUCUUCUGGGCUGUUUCCGGUGGCGGAGGAUCCACCUACGGUGUUGUCACGUCCAUGGUUGUAAAGGCCUACCCUCGGAUGAGGGUGACGACCAUGCGAUACAACAUGACGACGGACGCAAACUUCACGCAUGACAAAUUCUGGGCCGCCCAGAGGGCCUAUGUGGAUGACUUCGAAAAGUAUGCGGACCUGGGAUACUACUCGUACUACCGGAUUCGCCACGUUGGAGACGAAAUCUUCCACGACGCAACGAGCUGGGUGGCGCCGAACACGAGCGAAGCCGAAUUCCGCUCGAGCGUCGAGCCCAUGUUCAAGAAGUGGGAAGAGAUUGGCGUGCCGUUCACGCCGAUUAUCAAGGAAUACGACAACUUCGCCGAUGCGUGGGCUGAAGGCUUUCCCCAGGAAGUCUGGACGGUGACAAUGCGACAGGCCAGCCGUUUCUUCCCAAGGGAGAACAUUGCGAAUCAAAAGAAACGGGCUGAAGUCAUGGACGCACUCCGUGGCGUGUUUGAUGACGGUGCCAACAUGAUCAUGUUUAACAUGAGAAAUCCGCCCGGCUCAUCCAGCAUCGACAAUGCCGUCAAUCCAGCUUGGAGGGAUGUGCUCAUGUUCGCAAUUAUGUUCGUAACUUGGAACGUCACCGACUCUCCCGAAUACGUCACGGCUAAGAGCAGGAACUUAACCUUUGAGUGGAACCCACGGUGGAAAGCUCUGACACCUGGCGGAGGGACUUACAUGAGCGAGAGCGAUUAUAUCGAGCCAAACUGGCAGCAGAGCUUCCAUGGAUCCAAGUACGAGAGACUGUACGAAAUCAAGCAAAAGUGGGACCCACUUGGGGUCUUGUACGCACAGAAUGCGGUGGGAAGUGAGGACUGGGAGAUGAGCGAGCUUUUGCUGGGUCACUUGCCUAGCCAAAAUAGCAAGCUAUGUCGAAAAUAUUGAAGGAUGCGAAAUCGGAAAUUGGCCUAUGGGAAUGAUCGCAAACAUGGUCAAUAUGCAACUUCGAUCUCCGUCGGGCCUUAGACCAGCGAACCAUGCGGCCGGUAGACCACUCAUCAAUACGUAGUAGUGAAGGACUCAUUGCCGAAUUCCAUGAUUGCUGUGCUCCGCUCCCAUGGACCACUCGUCCUCUUGUAUCGCUCCGGGA
This is a messenger RNA of Westerdykella ornata, 2023 nucleotides long. Its product is annotated as FAD-binding domain-containing protein. The transcript has 3 exons. The record is from RefSeq and is a predicted model, not a curated record. Gene Ontology annotation, molecular function: oxidoreductase activity; FAD binding. Bases 139 to 1818 code for a protein of 559 amino acids. NCBI's taxonomy places the organism in Eukaryota, Fungi, Ascomycota, Dothideomycetes, Pleosporales, Sporormiaceae.